AUGGUUCCAUGGAAGGGCGCCCUCCUCCUUAACAACAUCUUCUCUGUGAGUGCUUCUCUAAUGUUUGGCUUCAGUGGACCCAACUACGCCAAUAACUUUGAGAUGGUGAUGCUAGCUCGUCUUGUCUACGGUUUCAUGGUUGGUGUAUCAAUCACCAUCGUGCCAUUGUACCUGGCUGAAAUCUCUCCAAUUAAUCUACGUGGUGCUAUUGGUACAUGCCAUCAACUUAUGAUCACAGUUGGAAUCCUCAUAGCACAGGUGUUGGGUCUGUUCAUCUUCAAUCAACCAGACCAGUGGUCACUUCUUCUUGCUCUGACUGGUGUAUUCUCAGGAGUAGAGAUUCUAACUUUACCAUUCUGUCCUGAGAGUCCAAGAUGGUUACUCCUCAAUAAGAACCAACCGGAGAAAUGCCGUGCAGCUUUGGUCAAGCUUAGAGGUGAUGAUGAUGUCGAUGACGAAGUAGCCGAGAUGAAGGAAGAAGCUCAGAAAGAGUCCUCAACACAGAAGGUUGGCAUGUGGUCCGUUCUUACAUUGAAAGAUAAAACCUGGAAGAUGCCUCUGAUUAUUAGCGUAAUGCUUCACGCUGCACAACAACUCUCUGGAAUCAAUGCCGUGAUGUUCUACGUCACCAUAAUCUUCGAGCAAACAGGAAUGUCAGCAGAGGAGGUAUCCUAUGCUACAAUCGGAGUGGGAGGAAUCAACGUUCUCAUGACAAUUGUUUCCGUGUUUAUUGUUGAGCGUGCAGGGCGUCGCAUCUUGCUGCUCUAUCCAUUCGGAUUGAUGGUUCUCUUUACUGGUUUACUGACAGUAUCCCUCAAUCUUCAGAGCAGGGAUGACUUAUUCCCCGGGGUACCAGGUAUGAAAAGGCUGGCCGUUAUUCCCCCCGAGGGCAACCCCUGGGAAUGGAGUAGUGUGAACAGGACUUUAGAUACGAUCCCUGAACUUGAAGGGUUAUCCACUUGGGACUAA
Molecule: messenger RNA, 969 nt
Organism: Asterias rubens (European starfish)
Lineage: Eukaryota; Metazoa; Echinodermata; Asteroidea; Forcipulatida; Asteriidae
Product: solute carrier family 2, facilitated glucose transporter member 5-like
Exons: 9
Coding region: 1-969 (322 amino acids)
Biological process (GO): monosaccharide transmembrane transport
Cellular component (GO): membrane
Molecular function (GO): hexose transmembrane transporter activity
Source: RefSeq, a predicted model, not a curated record